ACCUCAACAACUAUUAUGGGUCAUGUGACAUUUCUCUUCCCACCAUAAUAUCAUUGCACCAAAAAUCUAUUUUCUACAGAACCAAAAAUCCUGAAACGUUGCUGAAAUCAAUGGAUGAGAAUAACUCAUCAACCGAAGAAAUCAACUUCGCCAUCAAAAUUCCAGAGGUGAGUAAAGAUCGUGUGCUUCUGAUGAACCAGAAGAUCUCUGAGCCUCCGCGGAUACUCAGCAAUGGCGCCGGGAAAGCCUCCUGCUCCAUUUUUAGAGUCCCUAAGAGCUUAAUAGAAGUCAACGGCAAGAUCUACCAGCCUCACAUCGUCUCCAUCGGACCUUACCACCGUGGUGACCCUCAAUUGAAAAUGAUCGACGAGCAUAAGUGGCGGUACCUUGGUUCUUUACUAGCGAGAACAGAAAAAACCAGAGGCUUAAAGUUGGAGGAUUACCUGAUCGCCAUGGCUGAGCUUGAAGAAAAAGCUAGAGAGUGUUACUCCGAGACGAUUCACCUAAACUCCGACGAGUUUGCCGAAAUGAUGGUCCUAGAUGGCUGUUUCAUCAUCGAAUUGCUGAGAAAAGCAGCAAAUCUGGUCCUGUUCGAACCUGACGAUCCGAUUCUCUCCAUGGCUUGGAUAAUCCCCUUUUUUUACAGAGAUUUCCUUCGUCUCGAGAACCAGAUCCCUUUCUUCAUCCUCGAAAAGCUCUUCGAGAUCUCCGAAUCGAAAUCGAAAGAACCUGGUCUAACUCUCUUAGCUCUACAAUUCUUCGACAACGCGACGCAGAGACCAGAAGGAGUGAUCGAGAAGCAUCAAGAUCUAAAACCUCGCCACCUACUCGAUCUAAUUCGACUGAGUCUGAUCCCGCGGAGUCACCCGGAGCCGCGUAGCAGACGAAAGACACCGGCUCACAUAAUCCACUGUGUGUCGAAGCUACGCCGAGCCGGAAUCAAUCUUCGAGCGACGGAGGAGGACACAUUUCUCUCGGUGAAAUUCCAAGGCGGAGUGAUAGAGAUGCCGCCGAUAACAAUCGACGAUUUCACGACGUCGUUUUUGCUAAACUGCGUGUCGUUCGAGCAGUGCCAUAAGUCGUGUACGAAACACUUCACAACAUACGCAACAUUGUUGGAUUGUUUGGUGAACACGUACAGGGACGUGGAGUUCUUGUGCGAUCGGAACAUAAUGGAGAAUUGUUACGGAAACGACGGUGAAGUGGCGCGUUUUAUCAACAAUAUGGGAAAAGACGUUGCGUUUGAUAUCGAUAUGUGUUAUUUGGCGGAUUUGUUUGAUGAUGUGUAUCAGUAUUAUCGGAAUAGUUGGCAUGUUCAGUGGGCUGGUUUUAAGUACACUUACUUUGAUACUCCUUGGUCUUUUAUUUCAGCUUUCGCUGCUCUAGUAUUACUUCUUCUGACUGUUGCUCAAACUGUUUACACUGUUUAUAGCUUUUAUAAACCCUAAUCAGAACACAUAUAUACAUAUAUCUCAAUAUUGUAGCUUAUAUAUGUAUAUCUUAAUACAAAUUAUUGUUAUUUUAUUCAGAUAAUAAAAUAAGGAUAUAGUAAAAAAGUUAUUAAAUGGAA
Humulus lupulus (European hop) is the source of this 1570-nucleotide messenger RNA. RefSeq names its product UPF0481 protein At3g47200. The transcript has a single exon. The record is from RefSeq and is a predicted model, not a curated record. Lineage: Eukaryota; Viridiplantae; Streptophyta; Magnoliopsida; Rosales; Cannabaceae. Bases 111 to 1448 code for a protein of 445 amino acids.